Messenger RNA from Phalaenopsis equestris, 1116 nucleotides. RefSeq lists its product as uncharacterized. The coding region runs from base 100 to 957 and encodes 285 amino acids. The record is from RefSeq and is a predicted model, not a curated record. Gene Ontology annotation, molecular function: 2 iron, 2 sulfur cluster binding; nitrite reductase [NAD(P)H] activity. Lineage: Eukaryota; Viridiplantae; Streptophyta; Magnoliopsida; Asparagales; Orchidaceae. The transcript is spliced from 4 exons.
AAAUAUUUCCUCCUCCUGGCCUACUCUUUAUCCUCACACUGUGGCUAAAAACUCCAAGCUCCCUCCACUCGGAAAUUCCCUCCAUCGUCCUUAUUUUCCAUGGCGACUGCAUCAAAGCUCUCCGCUACCUCAGUUCUCUUCUCCGCCUCCUCCGAGCCCCGUUUUAGGCUAACGACCAUGACACCGAAACUUCGCCGUCUUCCUUUCUCUCCACCGCCUCCGCUAUCGAGAUCCAUCCGGAAAACAUCCUGCAAGGCGACUGAAGUGACAAAGGUAGAGGGAGGGGAGGCGGGAACAGUUAAUUCCAUCGGUGAUGAUGAGGGGCUGAACUGGGUUCCUGUGGUGCCUCUAGCGGCAUUGCCGAAGGGCGAACGGCGGGUGAUUAUUCAGGAUGGAGAGACGAUAUUGCUUCUGUGGUAUAAGAAUGAGCUCUUUGCCAUUGAGAAUCGUUCUCCUGCCGAAGGAGCUUACACUGAAGGCUUACUAAAUGCCAAGCUCACCCAGGAUGGUUGCAUUAUUUGUCCUACAACAGACAGCACAUUUGAUCUUCAAACUGGGGACAUUAAAGACUGGUACCCAAAAAACCCCGUGCUGAGGGUGCUAACGCCAGCUUUGAGAAAGCUCCUUGUUUAUCCUGUAAAAACUGACAAUGAAAAUAUCUAUAUCAGCAUGGAGGGAAAUGCAAAAUCUGUUGGAUCAUCAGAGAUUGUUUUCAGUGGUAAAGCACAGCCAGGGAUUACUGCAUCGGAUGUCAAUGUUGAAGAGGUGAGAAUGGUGGUUGAUGAAAAUUUUGAAGCUUUUGGUUUCACAUCAAAGAAUGAAUUAAUAAAUGGAAAGGCUGCAAUAAUAGGCUUCCUCUUUUUGAUUGAUUUUGAGCUUUUAACUGGUAAAGGCCUUCUCAAGGGUACAGGUGUCUUGGACUUCAUCUAUGCAGUUUCGAAAGCUAUAAACUCCUAGCAGACACAGAUUUCUAAUGCUUUUGAGGGGCGCACUACUACUGGUUUAGUUUUUUGUGGUCAGAAAUACUAAUCAAGUUUAAAUUUGUGAAUCACCAAGGUUGAGGAAAUUUGUUUUAAGUUCUCCCUUCUGAAAUACUGUAUAUCGUACGAAAUCUGC